Messenger RNA from Betta splendens (Siamese fighting fish), 1702 nucleotides. RefSeq names its product SIX homeobox 7 (gene six7). Gene Ontology annotation, cellular component: nucleus; transcription regulator complex. The record is from RefSeq and is a predicted model, not a curated record. The transcript has 3 exons. Gene Ontology annotation, molecular function: RNA polymerase II cis-regulatory region sequence-specific DNA binding; DNA-binding transcription factor activity, RNA polymerase II-specific. NCBI's taxonomy places the organism in Eukaryota, Metazoa, Chordata, Actinopteri, Anabantiformes, Osphronemidae. Bases 533 to 1312 code for a protein of 259 amino acids. Gene Ontology annotation, biological process: eye development; regulation of transcription by RNA polymerase II.
GCCAUAAAGGUGAAAUGUGCGCCUUACACACGCGUUUCACUGACUACCUUUGCACCAAGCAGCCGUGCACGUCGCUCCUCCAGGUCCGACCAAUUAACUAACAUAUCUUGGCUUGUUUGCUCACUGCACUCAUCCUGACAGUCAAUGUAUCCCCGGGCUAAGCCAAACAAGCUGAUCAGCCAGUCACCUCUGUACACACUACCCCCCACUAAGAGGCUAAUGGCCCGGGCGUAUAAUCCUUCUCAAAACAACUACAGAGAUGCUAAUUGUAUCUCGCUAUAAAUACAGGUUGACUACUUGUCCUCUUUCUUUAUUUGUCCACACGCUGGAAAUCUGGAGCCGCCUUCGCCGUUGCGCGCCGGCUUCUCUGAAUUUGCCCAAAUCCGGAGAAAGGGUUACUUAAGAGAAGCAGCAGAUAGAUGCUGCGAGUGUCUAUAAACUCGGAGCUCUGCGCCCGCUUGGACACGCCACUCGUUUCAUGCGCUCCCUGAAGGUCCUGUAACUUCUCCAGUGAGCGACUGCGCGAGGCGACAUGUUCCCGUUGCCGAUGUUCACGCCGGACCAGGUGGCUCGCGUGUGCGAGAACCUGGAGGAGACCGGGGACAUCGAGCGCCUCGGCCGGUUCCUCUGGUCCCUGCCCGCCGCCGUACCGGGCUCCGCCGGGGAAGCCCUGAACCGGCACGAGUCGGUGAUGCGCGCUCGAGCGCUGGUCGCGUUCCACGGGGGGAACUUCGAGGCGCUGUACCAGAUCCUGCAGAGCCACCGGUUCACGCGCGAGUCGCACGCCAAGCUCCAAGACCUGUGGCUGGACGCGCACUACCGGGAGGCGGAGAGGCUGCGGGGGAGGCCGCUCGGCCCCGUGGAGAAGUACCGGAUCCGCAAGAAGUUCCCUCUGCCCCGCACCAUCUGGGACGGCGAGCAGAAGACGCACUGCUUCAAGGAAAGAACGCGCAGUUUGCUGCGAGAGUGGUACCUUCAAGACCCCUACCCCAACCCAUCCAGGAAACGGCAUUUAGCCCAGGCCACAGGGCUCACACCUACACAGGUCGGCAACUGGUUCAAGAACCGGCGGCAACGAGACCGUGCUGCGUCUGCAAAGAACAGACUGCAGCAGGAUCCUUCCCUCCUGCCCUCUGAAAGCUCCCCUAACGGCUCCCUUCAGGAGCGCCGCCAUCACCCACACCUGCUGCCUGCCUCCCCUCGCCUGGCCAGCCCCGGGGCCAGCGACUCCAGCACAGAGACCGAGCACAGAGGCACGGGGGCCUCCACCCCGGAGAUCUCAGUGAGCAGCGACAGCGAGUUCGAGUCCUGAGACGAUGGAGUCUGCCCACGGACUGACGGCGGCGUCCGCCACGAGGCUCUGACGCAUCUUAAAGACACUUGACCCGUCUGUGGUAGAGAACACGCUGGAGCUGUUCUCAGUGGGAGGAGGCCAUGUGAUGUGGCCGUGCGUGGACUCUGCAAAGGAAUGAUAUGCAAAAACACGAUGCACUUAAAAGGCACCACGGCCCACGACCUUGACUGUUACAUUAGUUUACUGCUGAGCGUGACUCCACUCUGUAGCUAGGCGAACCUCCAUCCCGCUUCCCAAUACAUUUUUCAACUCAAAACCUGUUUACCGUUUUACAACAUGUCAUUAAUGCAUCUCAUUGAGAACAUGUAUUUUGUAAAUGUUUUAUGUAAAUAAAUGAACUUAUUUUUA